Molecule: messenger RNA, 689 nt
Organism: Pocillopora verrucosa
Lineage: Eukaryota; Metazoa; Cnidaria; Anthozoa; Scleractinia; Pocilloporidae
Source: RefSeq, a predicted model, not a curated record
CAACCCGCUGUCUAUAAUUGUAAAUCAGUCCAGAUAUGCUAAUACAUGUAGAAUUAAUAUCAUUAUCAUUUCAAGCUGCCUGAAAGCAUCAAAUCGUCCGUUUGGGCUGUUGUUUAACAAAGGAUCGAACAGAAAAGCUUGGUCUUCUUUCUCCAGUAAAGCAUGACUACUACAGCUAAGGGAAAGGGUUCAUCCGUUGUGAAAGAAGUCGUAGACACGAUCAACGGGUUAGGAAUAUUUCCAAAUGAUCAUAAGUUCCUUUGCCGCAUAGCAUGGGUGGAAUCAAAAUAUGGUGAAGACCCUGGUACAUAUAGACGUGGCUACCAUGGAGGUAUUUGGCAGGUGGACGAGAUUGGAUAUCGAGAGACUGUUAUUCAGAAAGGUCUGAAGAAAUAUUGGGACAAAAUCGAAGCCGAGCUUGAUAUCGACUGGACCAGUACAAGUUGGGCAGAUUUGGAAAAACCGCUGUACUCUGGAUUGGCUGCUAGGCUCUUCCUCGCCAGGCUUUCCGCACCUAUUCCAAGGGACUUGACCGGUCAGGCUCAGUACUGGAAGACUCACUACAAUACAGAAGCUGCCACUAGUAGUGGAACCGUACAGAAGUUUAUUGAUGAUGUUAAACACGCCAAAGGUUGCGCUGUGUAAAAUAGAUGACGAAUCUGUUCAAUAAAAGACCAUAAAAAUUACCA